GAAGGACGUAGAUCGUUUUACCGAAGAAAAAUAGACAAGGCAACAACUAAACUGCCGCAAAACACAACCAUAAAAUGACGACCAAAAGAUAUCUGUGUGUUCUUCUCUGUCUGACAAGUUAUUUGACUUAUUCUUCUGGUAUGAUGACACAAGUUCGUAAAGAAGAAUACCUUGGGUGCUUCACGGAAUCCGAAGAGUCCCGGGUUUUUUCCUCCGGUCCGGGGGACUAUGACCCUCAUGAUAUAAGUCCAAUACGAUGUUUGGAGCAAUGUGGUAUCAAGUACAAGUACGCAGCACUACAGGAUGGGAGAUUGUGUUUGUGCUCAAAUACUCUACCAGGCACUCCAAAACUGGACGACUCAGAGUGCAACACGCCUUGUCCAGGUUCUAGUAAGUGGCCGUCUUCCGAGCAUUACCUCAAGUGCGGUGGACCCCUGAAGAACAGCGUAUAUAACGCCGGAGAGCGCAUUUUGGGGUUUACACUACAGAAGAUAGAAUCGUUGAAUAUUUUAGAGCCGGUCAAUAUCCAUGGUGGAAUUACCAACGGGAUUAAUGUGAGUUAUGUCUUUGACUUGGGCGAUGGAACGCUGGUAACCAAGCCUUCGAGCGAACCGAAAGCACGCCAUAUAUAUGACAAACCUGGGUCGUACGUGGUGACUGCUACAGCUAGUAAUAUCAUCUCUGGUGAGGUGGUGGCCUCGGAGGUGUAUAAUGUGGACGAUCCUAGGAAUAAUAUCCGGUUAACGUGUCCAAGGGCAGCUGAAGUUGGACAAAUCGUAGAAUGUAAUGGAACGAUGGACCGCGGAUCGCGUGUGAACUCCACGUUUGUGUUUUCAGAUGGUCGGACCGACCGAAUGUCUAUCAGCUCCAGGUAUUAUAGUGCUGGUACGAUUGUUCCUCGAGGGAACGACUCGUCCGUCAUCCCCGUGCUCAAUACCCCAGGGACUAUCCUAAUCCCGGCGUACGAGUUCCAACACGAUGGUCAAGUGACGCACUGGGACUUCGAGAUCGUCAAGAAAGGAACAAUCAAACUGAUGAUACUCCGCCCUGAGUGUUCCGCUGGGGAAGAAUAUUGUACAUCUACUCGCUCCUGCAAGAUCUCAUCCUCCUCCUGCCUCCCCCUUAAACAGAAAAAGUGUUCCUCCGAUGAAAUGUUUUGUAUGAUUCAGAAGCGCUGCGUCAGUAACGCUUAUACCACAACCCAAGACGCCAACAACAACCCUGUCAAGGUCUACACCAGCAGCAGCACCUGCCCAAUACAAGCCCCGUACCAAUGGUCCGAGCCGAGAGCCGACUACAGAAUCUUGUUCGUUCAGGAAAUAAGCCUGGAAACUAUUGGGCAUCACAUCUCGGCAAUCCCACUGGCGCAGCAGCCGUUUGUUAAAGAAGGUGACAUACUGGGCUGGUUGCCCGUGACUGGUUACCUAGCGUACAAGUCGGUAGCUGAUCACGAAGGUGCGUCUUUCGAGUAUAGCUCCGGUGUGUCAGCUGUGAAUGACAAACUUCUCCGCAGCGGUUCCACAACACUUCACCAAAAGCAUUUCGUAUUCGCCGCACAUUACGCGCAUGUGGCCAAGUUUGUGGUCCGAAAUCGUUUCGGGACUCCAGGUUUGAAAUCUCUUACCUCGAACAUUACCGAACCAUUGUACUUAUACAUCGAUUAUCCUAUUCGUAAUGUCACAUUCGAGGCAAGCAAGUUCGCGAAUACAAACGACUCAGUUGAAUUCCUGGUUCCUGAACAUCCCGGCACAAAUACUACGUACUUCUGGGACUUCGGCAACGGUGAAUCUUUGUAUACCCACUUGCCGUCAAUCUCUUACGCCUUUCCAACUGAGGGAGUUUUUUACGUGAGCUUGCGAGCUGAAAACUCCAUUAGCCAUACCGUCCUCACAUUUCCAAUCUCUAUCUUUGAUCCUAUCCUCGAGCUCGAAUAUAAAUCCCCAAUUAAAGCAAACGCACUAGGCACUGAGACGCUAAUAGAAUGGAAGACAUCUCGGGGUACCAAUAUUACAUUUGUUGUUGACUUUGGGGAUGCCACACCUAGGUAUACUGCGGUCACUACGUUAUCCGGAGGUAGGGCUGUUGAUACUAGGCAUACAUACUCCGCUGUUGGGAACUACACGGUCACUGUGUACGCGUUCAACAGAGUGGGGCCGAACAUCACUUUAGUGUCCUAUGCCGUUGUGGAAGUCCCACUAGAAGGUCUAGAGUUCAGCGUGCCCAACCCUCAUAUCACUAAGAAUAUCUACCUGGCUGCCGGGGACACGAUGACUGUCUCGAGGCACUACCAGAAAGGCACUAAUAUCAAGUGUUCUUGUGACUUUCGAGAUGGAACCCCACCUGUACUGACGACAAGCCAAGACAUGAGUCACACCUACACAAACGCGGGGACAUACCAUGUGGAAAUCACCUGUUUCAAUGACGUGAACUCCAUAACCAAACCACUGAAUGGAACUGUUGUAGUCCAGGAACUACAGGCAAUUACUGGCUUGACAGUCCUUACUUCGGCUACAAAGUUCGGAACUCGCUCGGAGCUUUUGCUAGAAAUGGCUACAGGGUCAGUAUUUGUUUGUGAGUGGGACUUCGGCGAUGGGAACAAAACCAGCACUGACUUCUCGUUUAUGGGGCAAACAAUGUAUUAUACUUAUGUGGCAGUCGACACUUACAACGUGGCGGUCACGUGUACAAACAGAGUAGGAUCCGUGACGGCAAGGGCAGUAGCGCCAGUCGAUAUACCAAUUGACGGCGUGAUAAUCAGCAACAACAAGCGUUACAUCAAGGUCGGCGAACCAGUGCGCCUCGACGUCACGGUACAAAAAGGAACGAGAAUGGUUUACACGGUCAGCUAUGGUGAUGCUUCGACGGGAUCCUUGUCACGUGACACAGCGAAGGCACCGAGUUUGGCCGAUCACGAGAGUUUUACGCAUGCGUACGCCACCGAUGGUUCUUACACAGUCAAGGUUAAUGUGUCAAACUCGUACGGCUGGAAGGAGGAGACUUUGGGUGAAACAAUUAUGGCGCAGUACCCAGUAGAGGGAAUCAUCCUGAGGUCAAAUUCCCCGGUACGGCUAUCAUCAGGAAAUGUGACUUACUUCAUCAGCGUCCUUGAAGGCGCCAACCCCCCUACAGGGGCUUAUGCUGUGUGGUCUUUUGGUGACAACAGUUCAGUGACAACACCCGAACCCAUUUACGACUUGCGACAGAAAACGUAUAUGCGCUCCCAUCGAUUCAUGAUCAAUAACACAUUCACGACAACGGUGAACAUUAGUAAUCAAGUCAGUCAUGAGGUGUUGGCCAUCGACGUUCGAAUCCAGAUGCUUGUUGGGGUGAUUAUCACUCCGCUAUUGGUGACUAACGCGACGUUAUUCACCAUUACUAAUGGUUACGGACCGGAGAUGAACUAUUUUGAGGUUAAUAAGCUGAUUGCGUUCACCUCUUCCUCCCAACUUGGUGAUCGAACCUGGGCAUGGGAGUUUGGCGAUGGAGCAUCCACAAAUGUGUCGAGUAUCCCUACUUCUACCCAUACGUUUAAUACCUCAGGGACCUACGCCGUGCGAGUAGUCGUCAAUAACUUUCUUGACGUGCUGGAGGCGGAGAAGACUGUCUUUAUACAGGACCCGGUAGGGAAUGUCACCCUGAGCUCUCAGCUACCAACGUACUACCGGGAGCCAACAGUCUUCAACUUCCAGGUCACUUCCCGCGGCUCACAGUCGUGCUUGAAACUAAGCCUCGGAGACAAUAACGGCGCCAUUUUCGGUCAAAGGCAUUGCAGGCCUAGCGUGAUGGUGGCUAACGUGACAUUUAUCCCCGUCCCUGAAAACCAGACUUCGUUCAACUACAGCUACAUGUAUAUUUAUCGGGGGAACUACUCGGUGGAAUUGACCUUGUGGAAUUUUGUGUCAUCUCAGUCUGUAGUUUGGCCUAUAGAGAUUGCAGAUUUGCCUUGCGACUAUCCCAUUGUCAGAAUCGACAGCGAGGGAACCAAGACAAGCCCUCGUAAGGUGAAGAAGUCAGAGCCGCUCGUGCUCCCUGCUGAUGUCAGGUACAAAUGUCCUGUCGGCAAGAGGAUCAUCUUCUCGUGGAAGGCAUAUGAGGUAACCUUGCUCAACCCAGACGACGAAAGCAGGCCAUUCAAUCUCCCUGUGAACGAAAUAAAGACCUUUGACCUCCCUGCCCGUGAUACUAUCAUGGAUGCAGGGUCAAUAAAGAUCAAAGAGCGCACCUUUCCCUUCAUUACCCUCAAGUUCACUCUCGAAGUCGGCUUUGUCGGGUCCGAUAGAGACUUGACUCACUUCACGCAUAGCCACAGCGUCUGGAUAGAAGUAGAAAAGUCCUUGCUGUAUGCUGUCAUUAGAGGCGGCCAGCGUAAGUCAGUGGGUUACGAGAUGGAUAUGCUUCUUGAUGGCUCAGAGUCCAAGGACCCCGACAAUCCGACCAACACAACCGGGAUUGUCUACACGUGGUGGUGUCGUAGAGAUGAAGAGAGCUUUCCAUCAGCUUUCGACGCGCCUAACCCUACCGGGGGAUGCUAUGGAAACGGGAAUUACCAACUCAACGGCUCGACCUCAGAAAUCUCUGUUUACACAGGCGCUUUCCUUCAGAACGCCGUCUAUGUGUUCAGAAUCAAGGUGGUUAAGGAGGAGCGUGAGGCUGUGUUUGAUCAGUACAUCACCAUACUGCCCGGACAACCUCCGACUAUGAACCUCAAAUGUAACUUCAACUGCCUGGCCAAGACCAACCCCAUCGAGCGUCUGGUCAUGGAGACCACUUGCCAGGACUGCAAGCCGACCGACAUCCUGGGAUAUGAGUGGUCCCUCCACCGCCUGCUUCUCGGCAAAGACCCCGACCAGAUUGACUCCUGGGAAACCAUUAACCCUACAAGUUGGGCAGUCAACACCUCUACUGGGAUCGACAAGGGCAACUUGGUCAUCAACUCACAUUUCCUUGAACCGAGUCGUAGCUACUUCCUUCGUCUGAAUGCCUGGAAACCGGGAGGGUACCCAGGAGGUUUUGUCGAGCACAGGUUUACCGUAAAUAUCGCACCUACAAGUGGUUCCUGUAGUGUUGAUCCUUUGGAAGGCUUUGCAUUGGAUACAACAUUUCAAGUGAAGUGCGACGGAUGGGAUGAUCCUGACACUCCUCUUAAGUACCUUGUAGAGUUACGCAAUGGCGCGGACAUUGUGCCCAUCUCGGAUGGCUUUGAGCCGUACACAUCAGCUGUGUUCCCUCUUGGCAAGGAAGAGAACAACUACACCCUCACGGUCAAUGUAAAGGUCAUGGAUAAGUUCUUCCUGGAUGCAACAACCAAGUUCAGUGUCAGGGUAACAGAGCCAAUCACAAUCGAUUAUAACGAGGUAGGAGGAAGUGUUGCCUCGGCUGCGGGGUCCGGUAACGCCCAGGAGGCUACACAAGUCACGAAUGCUGUCUGCUCUGUACUGAACGCCAAGGCCUGCAAGGAAGAAGACGAUCCAAAUGCUAAGGAUGCCCGGGCUGACUUCCGUGGCGAGGUAGCCAAGUCGAUGAGUACGUUGCCUGUUGACUCGUUCGACGGGGCGGCACAAAAGGGCGAGGCACUGAACGGGCUCACGGCAAUGCCAGACGAGAUCAAGGAAGAUGCGCAGGAAGCGGUGACGGAUGCGAUGAACGAGAUUGGAGACUUCCUGACCAAAGACAAUAGCGGUAGGAAUCUGGACAACACUGCUAAGAGCCUUAUUUCUGGAAUUGGUAACAUAGUUGGCGCGUCCAGUAACACGGCCAAGAAGGCGCUAAACUCCACCUGUGGAGACCCGUCUAAAAGCACAAACAACACCAAGAAAGCCUUAGACCUUGUCGAGAUAGUUAGUAGCGCAUGUAUGAAACAACUGGUCGCAGGAGACAAGCCAAAAGCCAUCAAGACCGAUAACAUUGACUUGGCAAUAGGACGCAAGGAUCUUAGUGAUCUAGCGAACGACGACGAAGAUGAAAGCGAGGGGGAUACCGGAGGAUUCAGCCUGCCAGAUCCCGCUAUGCUGUUCGGUGGAGCUAAUGCAUCAACUGAAGAGGGAGCAACAAGUGGUAUCGGAUCAACUAUGACAGCCAUGGGUGAUAACCCUUUCCCUGGUGGCAGCGAUGAUCUCAACUCCAAGACCAUCGGCUUAUCACUCACAGAUGGUAACGGUAACCCGCUAGACCUCGCGGGACAGACCCUCGAGAUGUACGUCCCGCGGGAUCUCAAGAAAAACCCGUUGAAACCGAUGGAGCUGAACCACUUUGGCCCUAAUGAUCCUGUUAUGAGAGUACACAAGUUUAACCGAACAACCAAUCUUACCGCCAUCGCUGUGGAGAUCCAGCCUUUCGACCCCCAGAUCAAAUUCCGCAUCCAUGUCCGAUUCGAGACACGUCCCUCGGCCACCCACUUCCACUGGAAUCACACCUUCCCGAGUCUAGAAGAAGCGGCCAAAAUGAAGAGACGGCCACACCCCUUCACCUUCGUCAUCAACCACGUGGUAUUGCGUGACACGUUACUAAGUAGUAACGCAAGUGAUAAUGGGACCGUGUUCAACAGCACGAUGGGCUCAUACUUUUUGGGUAUCAAGGCCAUCAAUAAGGACAGUUUGAGUAGCCCCAACACUAGCUACGCCAUGAGGAUCUACCUACCGGCGUGCAAGUCAUUUGAUGAAGACACUAACACUUGGACCACGAACGGAUGUGUGGUCGGUAACAAAACCCGCGCGAAUAUCACCCACUGCGUGUGCCGACCAGGCGAAGACGAACCCGAGGACAUGGACCCUACAGCUGUCCCCCCCGGCGCAGCUAUAGGCAAUGCAGCGUCUUCCACUGGAGACGACACCUCGUCAGGGGGGCCUGUUCGCGUCAGACGCUUCAAGCGGAAAAAGGUCUUCAAGCUUUCACUAGCGAGUAGUUUCUUUCCCGCGCCGAACCCCAUCGACUUCGAUAAAGUGUUCGCAAACGUGAACUUUGCCGAGAAUCCGAUCGCGCUGUCGGUUGUGCUUAGUAUAUUUGGCGUCUACCUCAUCCUCGCCAUCUACUCGCGCCGGGAGGACAAGAAGGAUAUCGAAAGGGCUGGUGUUACUCCACUGGAAGAUAACGACCCGUCUGACCGCUAUCACUAUGAAAUCACAGUCUACACAGGUUUCGGCAAAAAGGCCGCCACUACUGCGCAAGUCUCGUUCAUCCUCGCAGGCGACGAGGGCGAGGGAGAGCCCCGGAUUCUCAAAGAUCCCAAAAGGAAGACCUUUCAAAGACGGGGCAUCGACGUGUUUCUCGCCACGUACCCGGAGAGCCUCGGAGAGAUCAACUACCUUCACAUCUGGCACGAUAACACAGGGAGGUCACCCUCGUGGUACCUAAGCCGAGUAAUGGUUGAAGACAUCAACAACGACAAAAAGUACAUGUUCAUCAAUGAAAGCUGGCUGGCCGUGGAGGAAGGCGACGGCACUGUGGACCGGCUCAUCCCGGUUGCAGGAAAAGACGAAAUGACCAGCUUCAACCACCUCUUCUACUCUACAACUCAGAAGAAUCUGGCCGACGGUCACUUGUGGUUCUCCAUCUUUAUGAGGCCCGCGCGCAGUCGCUUUACACGUCUUCAGCGAGUUUCGUGUUGCCUGACCCUACUCUAUUGCUCCAUGUUGGCAAACGCUAUGUUCUAUAACAUCGGAGGUGAGACAGAUCCCUCACAGACUCUUCAGAUUGGACCGCUUGCUUUCAGCCCAGCGCAAGUGGGCAUCGGUAUCAUGAGUAGCUUGGUAAUCGUCCCUGUCAACAUCUUCCUCGUCGCUGUGUUUAGGGGUGUCGAGCCGAUGCCGACCCCGGCUGAGUUGAAGGAGAGGAAGAGCCGUAAGUAUUGGUGGUUCUACGAGAUCUUUUUCUGCUUCUUCGACCGCAACCCGAAAAAGAACGACUUCAUUCAGAUUCUGCACAAGAACCACAAACCCGAUGAUUUCCUAGACCUCAGCUCUUCGAGUCGCACAAAUCUCGCUUUCAACGACAGCUUGGAUCUUGGCCUUGGUGACGAUGACAUCAACUUUAGGAUUUCCAAACAGGAGAAACGAGAGGAGAUGGAGAAGAAACAGAAGAAGAAAAAGAAGAAAAAGAAGCAACUGCCGUACUGGUUUCUGUACAUCGCGUGGGUCGUGUGUGGUCUGACUUGCUUCACCUGCUCCUUCUUCGUGGUGCUCUACGGUCUCCAGUUCGGUCAUGACAAGUCUGCUCAGUGGAUCUCCUCCAUGUUAGUGUCGUUCUUCCAAGACGUACUGGUCAGUCAGCCGAUCAAGGUGGUCGCCAUCGCGCUGAUCAUCGCCGCAAUCAUCAAGAAGCCACCAGAGGAGGAGGAUGAUGGCGACAAGAAGAAGCUGGAAGAUGAGGACUGGAUGCACGAUGACGGAAACUCCGAGAAACGAGACAAGAGAAUGAGACCAAAGGGACUUAUUCGCCUGAAACCGCCCAACAAAGAAAAGCUAGAGAAAGAUCGUCAGCAAAGGUUCAAGGAGAUGAAGAUGAGUGCCAUGAUCAAGGAGGUCACACUCUACACGUUCUUUGUGGCCUGCCUUUGCAUUGUCAGCUACUCUCACAGGGAUCCCACCUCCUUCCAGUUCAGGCAGUCAAUGUACAACACGUUUGUUUCUGGAACUUACGGCGGAGUGCGUUCUUUCGAUUCGAUUGGAAGCCGCGAGAAUUUCUACGACUGGGCGAAGACCACACUCAUGACCAGCUUGUUCAAGAACACGUGGUACAAUGGCAAUCCGUACGACGUGGGCUUCACUGGGGAUGGCAUCGCUUACGUGGUUGGCGGGGCGAGGAUGAGGCAGUUGCGCGUAGAGAAACAUUCCUGCGAGGUUCCGUAUCAGUUCAACAAGCUUGUCCAUAACUGUAAGACUUGGUAUGGCUUCUUUGCCGAGGAUACAGGCCAGUAUGACAUAGCCUGGGAGCCACUGAAAAAUGAGUCUCUCUACAAGCCACCAUUUACCUUCAAAUCAUGGGAGUUUUACGAAUCGGCGGAAUUGGACUCUAUGCCGUUUAUGGCAUACGUUUCAAGCUAUGGCGGCGGUGGGUACGCGGCCGAGCUGGGUCAGACAGAGGAACACGCGUUACGAGUCAUCAAAACACUCGAGAAUAACACUUGGAUCGACUCGCAAACGCGCGCGGUCUUCACAGAAGUGUCCACGUACAACCCAGUGUCUAACCUUUUCUGUGCCAUGACUUUCGUGGUAGAGUUCCUUCCCACAAAUGGUGUCUAUCUGUACAUGGAUCUCAAAGUGUCCAGGCUGUUCGCUACCGGGGGUGGCUUUGAAACGUUUCUCGUCGUUUGUGAGUUUCUUGUGGUUGUAUUCUUCCUGAUUUUCAUUUACCAGGAACUCAAGCAGCUCUACCGAAUGAGGAAGGCAUACUUUAAGGAUUUCUGGAACAACAUCGAAUUCACCAUGGUUAUUCUCGUGCUUGCCAGCGUGUGCAUGUUCCUGAUGAGGCUGAAACUCGUGGAAAGCGCACUGACCAAACUUGAGAAGCAGGGUAACACGUUCGUGAGCUUCAGCCGAGUGUCGUCUUGGAGCGAAGCCUUCAUGAUUGUAGUUGCCUUAUUGGUUUUCACGACAUGGCUCAAAGGAAUCAAACUUCUUCGGUUUAAUCCGAGGAUCCUGAUGUUGACCAGGACCCUGAAAGGCGCGGCAGGGCCUCUGGCAACCUUCUCUGUGGUCUUCCUUGUCUUCUUCAUGUCCUACGCGUUGUUUGCUUUUGCUGUCUUCGGUAAGGACAUCCAGUCGUUUUACAAUUUUGUCACGACUGCUGAAUCCGUGAUGGGACUUCUUUUGGGAUCCUUUGAUUAUGGAGAGAUAGAGGAAGCGCAGCCGAUCUUGGGUCCGAUUUUCUUUUUCACUUUUAUGGUAUUUGGUAACUUUAUUAUCAUGAACAUGUUCUUGACGAUUAUCAUGGACGUAUUUGCCGAGGUGAAGGAACAGCUGUCCGAGCAAAACGACAGCGAGUUCGAGGUGGUCGAAUUCAUGGUUCGGAGAUUCCGAAAGUUCACCGGAAUGCAGCCGAACAAAGUGAACAUGGAGGAUGCGGAGGACAAAAAAGAAAUGGAGGAAAGACUCAAAGAGGACAUGACGGUGUUUAAGGUGAAGAAGAAGAAGAACCGCCACCGCAAGUUGCAGCCCAUGGACCUCGUGGCGCAGAGGUUUUCGCGGUUGGACGACUCCCUCAAGGGAUUCUGUUGCGAUGAGUGGGCAGAGGAGCGCAUGCUAGAUGAUAUCGUGGAGCGCAAAUGGGGUAUUAACACCGACGAGGUUAACAGAUCCGCUCAGUGUGAGCUGAAGCACGCCGAGCAGCAAGAGGCGUUCCGAUUGGACAUGUACGCGGCGCUUGACAACUACGAGGCUUCCCCCACUGAUGAGGACGCCUUCACCUUCAGUUUCCCGGAUGGAGAAUUCAAACGAGACUUGAGCGAGGCUUAAACCUUUACAAUAUGCAUGCGGGAUGUUCCACCAGUUCAGAAGCAAGGCAUAGCCAGUCUGUACAUAAUGCAUGCCGGAUAUCCUAUCAGUCCACCUCGAAAGCAAGGCUUAAACGUGUCCAUAAUGCAUGCAUUAUAUUCGGCCAUUUCAGCCUUUUCCUAUUGAUACUACAUGUUAUACUUAGCUGGCUCUUGAGUCUGGAGAGAGGGUCUCGGAAUUUACCAUGAAUUUACUUUUAUCCUGCUUUAAACGAGUCCGAUUCUAUUGAAACUUAAAAAACCCUGUAUUUCAAUCAAGUAAUUGUUACCUAUUUAUGUUUUGACAAGGGCUUAACCAAUUAAGCUUGCUUGAAUUUGGCAUUAUUUAAGUCAUUUUAAGCCUUACUGUUUUCUUUUAUAUUUUUGCAAUCAUUUGCCGUUUUAUUUGUGUUCAUUUGAGUCUUUAUCUUAAAACUGUACUGAACUCUUGUAUUGAACUUAUAUUAUAGCAAUAUUACUAAUAUAUCCUAAAUACACUUAACAGAGCCUCGAUGCAAUAUUGGAUUGGAUUGGAUUUUUUAAACAGCAUAGCAGACUUUACUUUAAAAACUAAUUUAUCUCUAAAAUAGUUUUGUAUUUUAUUGCAGAACCAUAAUUCGAACGCAUUUCGUGGUAAAAUGGGUUUUCUUUGUCAUAAAACCAACAUCCACCGCUUGGAAGAAGUCUCAGUUUGCGGGGCUGGGUGAAAGGAACUUUUUUAAUAGCUUUUGGUCGUUGUUUUGCGCAUAAUUAUGAAUAAGAAUUUGAAAAUGAUAGUACUGGCAAA
This is a messenger RNA of Nematostella vectensis (starlet sea anemone), 11252 nucleotides long. Its product is annotated as polycystic kidney disease and receptor for egg jelly-related protein. Gene Ontology annotation, molecular function: calcium ion binding; calcium channel activity; protein binding. The transcript has 26 exons. Lineage: Eukaryota; Metazoa; Cnidaria; Anthozoa; Actiniaria; Edwardsiidae. Bases 75 to 10448 code for a protein of 3457 amino acids. Gene Ontology annotation, biological process: detection of mechanical stimulus. The record is from RefSeq and is a predicted model, not a curated record. Gene Ontology annotation, cellular component: membrane.